Messenger RNA from Amoebophrya sp. A120, 496 nucleotides. The record is from the annotation of a GenBank genome assembly. Lineage: Eukaryota; Dinophyceae; Syndiniales; Amoebophryaceae.
CUAUUUGUGUGUGUACUUCUGUGCGCGAAGUUUUGUCGGCCUGUGCCUGGAGGAAGCGGCCCACAGGCAAACUAUGACCAGCGGGGUGCUGGCACUAGCGGAGUGGCGUGCCUGUCCGUCCGGCUUGUGUGGAAGAGGCCGGGCGGCGAUCAGGUGGGCGCAAGUGUCGCCGACGAGGUUCCUGGGACUGUCAUCGCGUUGGAGUACCAUGCGCGCAAGAGUGUGGCUCGCCGAAAGCAGUGCGGGGGGUUCAGCGUGCUAGUGCGCGGCCUGAUCGUAAUCGACCACGCGGAGUGCCGCAAGGAAUUCGCGCGCGAGCGACGCCAGACCUGGGGGCCGACUGCAGGCGCCCCGAAAUCGCUUCCCGGCCGCGCAGAUUUGCCUCGCAGAGCAGAGGCCCCUCGCGCCGCCAAAAUCGGCCGCGAAUUCGUUCCGGACCCAUGGCGCGCACCUGCCGGCCAAGAUCGGGACGGGCGAGACGGCCGGCCCUUUUCCG